This is a messenger RNA of Amphibalanus amphitrite, 534 nucleotides long. Its product is annotated as proclotting enzyme-like. Gene Ontology annotation, molecular function: serine-type endopeptidase activity. Gene Ontology annotation, biological process: proteolysis. The record is from RefSeq and is a predicted model, not a curated record. NCBI's taxonomy places the organism in Eukaryota, Metazoa, Arthropoda, Thecostraca, Balanomorpha, Balanidae. The coding region runs from base 1 to 534 and encodes 177 amino acids. The transcript is spliced from 5 exons.
AUGGCCGGCUGGGGCAGCUCCAGCUUCUAUGGUGGGCGCAAGAGUCACGUGCUUUUGGAGGCCACCAUUCCGAUUGUUUCGGAAGACGCCUGUCGGAAAAUAUACGAGGCCAACGUCGAUCCAGUUAUGUUGUCUACCUACUUCCCUGGAGGAUUUCUGAAGUCCACAAAGCUGUGUGCUGGCACUGAACAGGGAGACAUGGACGUCUGCUCGGGUGACUCAGGCGGUCCCAUGGUGCUGCAGCAGAAGGACGGCAGCUUUGUGUUGGUGGGCGUCGUCUCGCUCGGCUUAUACGACUGUGGCGUGCCCGGGAUACCCAGUAUCUACUCUCGGGUCAGCGCCUACCUGCAGUGGAUUGCCGGCGUCAUACGGGGCUCCAGCAGAGCCGCAGAGCUGAUCAGAGCGCUGCUCACCAAAUCACAGUGCGUGCCGUCUACCGGUGCCGGGCGGACGUGUCUCUCCCCCUGCGCCGUCGACACCGACACCGACGACGACGACGACGACGAGGAGGCGGCAACGACGUGCCAGUGGUGA